Messenger RNA from Abrus precatorius (Indian licorice), 5303 nucleotides. RefSeq names its product formin-like protein 18. The record is from RefSeq and is a predicted model, not a curated record. Lineage: Eukaryota; Viridiplantae; Streptophyta; Magnoliopsida; Fabales; Fabaceae.
AUGGCAUUGUUCCGCAAGUUCUUCUAUAAGAAGCCCCCUGAUGGGCUUCUAGAAAUCACUGAAAGGGUUUAUGUCUUUGAUUACUGCUUUACCACGGAUGUUAUGGAAGAAGAUGAAUAUAAAGUGUACAUAGGGGGAAUAAUUGGGCAACUUCGUGAUUACUUCCCUGAUGCUUCAUUUAUGGUGUUCAACAUGCGGGAGGGAGAUAGCCAAAGCCAGAUCUCAAACAUUUUGUGUGACUAUGAUAUGACUGUGAUGGACUAUCCCCGACAGUACGAAGGUUGUCCAUUGCUUACCAUGGAGAUGAUCCACCAUUUCUUGAGGUCAGGUGAAAACUGGCUUCAACUUGGGCAACAAAAUGUUGUCUUGAUGCAUUGUGAACGAGGUGGGUGGCCAGUUUUAGCAUUUAUGCUAGCUGCACUCUUGAUUUAUAGAAAGAUGUUUACAGGGGAGCAGAAAACACUAGACAUGAUAUACAAGCAAGCUCCUCGAGAACUUUUGCAGUUGAUGUCACCAUUGAAUCCAUUACCUUCACAAUUGAGAUAUCUUCAGUACAUAUCAAGAAGAAAUGUUGGUUCAGAAUGGCCUCCUCUUGAUAGAGCACUUACAUUGGACUGUGUAAUCAUGAGACUUAUUCCUAAUAUGGAUGGAGAGGGUGGCUGCUGCCCUAUAUUUAGGAUAUAUGGACAGGACCCUUUUAUUCCUGCAGAUCGGACUCCCAAAGUUCUCUUUUCAACUCCAAAAAAGAGCAAACUUGUCCGGCAUUACAAGCAGGUUAUACUUAAAUCCUUUUACUCUAAUUUAGUAUGCUUUUUACAAUUCAAGCAUGAUCAUAAUUCAAGAAUAAAGAUUUAUUGUUUUCCCCAUUUCCCUUUGUUUAUUUAUUUGUUUUUUGAUUCAUAUUUGAUACAGGCUGAUUGUGAACUGGUUAAGAUUGACAUCCAUUGUCAUGUUCAAGGUGAUGUUGUUUUUGAGUGUAUUAGUCUGGACAGUGAUUUGGAACGUGAACAAAUGAUGUUUCGGGUGAUGUUUAAUACAGCAUUCAUAAGAUCAAAUAUUUUGAUGCUUAACCGUGAUGAAAUUGACAUAUUAUGGAAUGCGAAAGAUUACUUCCCCAAAAAUUUUAGAGUGGAGGUUCUUUUCUCAGAUAUGGAUGCUUCGUCUUCUGUUAUUUCAAUUGAUCUGCCGCGUAUUGAGGAGAAAGAAGGCCUACCUGUUGAAGCAUUUGCUAAGGUCAAGGAAAUUUUCAGCAAUGUGGACUGGCUAGAUUCAAAGACAGAGGUAGUGAAUGUUCUCCAACAAAUAACGGCAUCAAAUAUCCUUCUGGAAAGAUUGGACAGUGGUGGUUCUGCUGGAGCAAACAGCUUGCUAAAGGAGUCAUUGUCUGGAAAAUUUAAAUUUGAUUCUAAGGAACUAAACAAUACAAAGAAUCUGACUUCUGAAGUUCAGGGGAGACUUUCUACAUCCUCGUUGGAAUCGUCCGGGGAUACUCCUGUGAAAAAUAAGACAGAACCAUUAGAAUCAAAGGUACUGUCAGAAAACAAUGUUAAGACUCUUGAAUGUUUAGGUCAGGGGAACCAACCUAUUCCCUCAUAUAGGCUCUCAACAGAUUCAGAUUCUACUAAAAGUGACACUGAACUGUUAGAAUCAAAACAAUCAUUGAAAAAUGAUCCCAAGUUUACUACUUCUAUGGCUCCGGGGACACAAUCUAUCCCCUUAAUUGAACCAUUUAUGGGUCCAAAUUCAAUAAACAAGGAGAGUGGGUUAUUAGAAUCCAAGGAAAUGGACAUUGAAUCGUUAUCAUCAAAGGCACUUUUGGAAAGUGGCACCAUGCAUCCUACUCCUGUACCUCAGGGGAAACAAUCUAUUUUCUCAAUUGAACCAAUCACUGAUGCAGAUUCAUUGAAAAAGAAGACUGAUUUGUUAGGAUCAGAGGAAAAAGGGCUUAAAUCAUUAAAGUUGGAGGCAUUGUUGGAAAAUGAUAGAAGAUUCAAAUUUGAGCCAAAGCCACUGCCAGAAUUUGAUUCCAAAUGUCCUACUUCUGAUGUUGAAGGGAAACUUUUGAUGUCCUCAUUUGAACCAUCUGACGAUGCUCCUAUGGAAAAGAAAAAAGAACCUUUAAAGGCACCACCUGAAAAUAGUAUCAAGACUCUUGCUUCCACUGAUUCAAGUUCUCCUAAAGUGAAGAUUGAAUCAUUAGAAUCAGAGGCAUUGGUAAAAAAUGAUACCAAGUUUCCUACAUCUAUGACUCAUGGGGAGCAACCUAUUCCCUUAAUCGAACCAUCUGUGGAUGCAAAUUCAAUGAAACAGAAGAUGGGACCAUUAGAGUCAAAGGAAAAGGAUACUGAAUCAUUAGAAUCAAAGUCAUUGUUGGAAAAUGAUGCCAACUGUCCUCCAUCUUUGGCUCAUGGGAAACAAUCUAUUCCGUUAAUUCAACCAUCCAUAGACGCAAAUUCAAUGAAAAAGAAGAUUGGACAACUAGAACAAACGGUGUUUUCAGAAAAUGAUAUCAAGAGACUCACAUCCACAAUUCAAAGGAAACAAAACAGUCCCUUACUUGAAUCACCCGCUGAUGCAAACUCAAUUAAAAGGAAGAUUAAACCUCAAGAAUUGCAGGUUGCUCUUCAUCUUCCCACUCAAUCUAAAAUAAUUUCACCACAGGUCCGUCCAGCUGUUCGAUCUGCUUCAACUUCUAGAUCUAACUCCUUGCAAGGUUCACCAGUAGCUAUCUCAAGAUAUCAUAGUGCACCAUCAGCUCUUGGAAUAACAACUGUGUUGCAGGAUCAUGCACCGAUAUCUCCUCCUUCUACUUUGUCUCCUUCAGUCUCCAAGUUGCCAAAAUCAGUAGAGCCUAGUCCUGCAAGUGUUCCCCCAGCAUCCUCACAACCAUUGCUUUCAUCUUUACCAUCAAAAUCUUCCAUGGAUGCUAUUGCUUCUACUGAAAAGACUUCUGGACCCAUUGCUCCUCCUCCUCCACCUCCACCUCCACCUCCACCUCCACCACUUCCACCCCCUCAACAUGAACAUACUUCAAAAUUGAUGCAAUCUGUCGUCACACACCACCCUGAAAAUGCAAUGAAUGAUAAAGGUCAAAAAUCAAUAGUUAGUCUUCCUCCUCCUCCUCCUAUGCCACCUCCAUUUCCUCAACAUGAACCCACUUCAAAAUUGAUGCAAUCCAUUGUCACAUAUCACCCUGAAAAUACAAUGCAUGAUUUAGAUAAGAAAUCAUUGGUUAGCCCUCCUCCUCCUCCUCCUCCACCUCCACCUCCACCUCCAACUCUUUCUUCUCCAUCCUUUGCCAUGGAGAGCUCAUCUUUAUCCCAUCCUCUACCCUCCUCCCUUCCAGUGACAUCGGAUUUCAAAGAUUCAUUUAAAGGUCCUUCUUCCUUUCCUUCGCCUCCACCUCCCCCUCCGCCGCCGCCAUCUUCAACUGAACAGGCUUCAUCAUCUUCAAUACCUCCUCCUCCUCCGCUGUCUGGGCUUCCUUCUUCAGCUUCCCACACUCUUUCUUCUCCAUCAAGUAUAAACAAGUCUGGCACGCCUGGCCCUCCUCCCCCGCCUCCACCUCCUAGUCUUUCUAGCACCACACCUGGUUCUAUUCCAACACCAUCAGUACCACCACCUCCUCCUCCUCCAGCUUCUGCAUCCAACAAUUCUUCAUCUAACCAGUCCACAAAUGUUCCACCUGUACCCCCACCACCUUCCCCUGCUGCCACCGGGUUAUCAAAACCUGGCACUGCUGCACCUCCAGUUCCUGGACCACCUUCUGCUCCAUUAGGUGCAAAGGGACGUGGCCUGUUGCGUGCUAAUCCCAAAGGUCAGUCUCAGACUAAAAGGAGCAAUCUGAAACCUUAUCAUUGGUUAAAAUUAACAAGGGCCAUGCAAGGAAGCUUAUGGGCUGAGACACAGAAACUUGAUGAGUUUUGUAGGGCUCCAGAGUUUGACAUGUCAGAACUUGAGAGCCUGUUCUCUGCAGUUGCUCCAAAUUCUGAUGACGGAAAAGGAGGAAAAUUAAAUCGCCGUGCCUCGGGGCAAAAAGUUGACAAAGUUCAAUUGAUUGAGCUCAGGCGGGCAUAUAACUGUGAGAUCAUGCUUACGAAAGUCAAAAUCCCUUUGCCUGACUUGAUGAGUGCUGUGCUUGCAUUGGACGAUUCAGUAUUAGAUGUUGAUCAAGUUGAGAACCUCAUAAAGUUCUGUCCAACCAAAGAAGAGAUGGAAUUGCUCAGGGGCUAUACUGGAGAUAAGGACAAUUUGGGAAAGUGUGAACAGUUCUUCUUAGAAUUAAUGAAAGUGCCAAGAGUGGAAAACAAGCUAAGAGUUUUCUCUUUCAAGAUGCAAUUCCGCUCCCAGGUUUCAGAGCUUAGAAGGGACUUGAAUAUUGUAAAUUCUGCAUCUGAAGAGAUAAGGAAUUCAGUCAAGUUGAAAAGAAUCAUGCAGACCAUUCUUUCUCUAGGAAAUGCUUUGAACCAUGGAACUGCAAGAGGUUCUGCUGUUGGGUUCCGAUUAGAUAGUCUCCUUAAACUCACGGAUACACGAGCCAGAAACAACAAGAUGACUCUCAUGCAUUACCUUUGUAAGGUGCUUGCUGAAAAGCUUCCAGAACUAUUAGAUUUCCCUAAAGACCUAGUAAGUUUGGAGGCAUCAACCAAGAUACAACUGAAAUAUUUGGCAGAGGAAAUGCAAGCUAUUAGUAAAGGACUGGAGAAAGUAGUUCAAGAAUUGACUGCAUCAGAGAAUGAUGGGCCUGUGUCAGAAAGCUUCUGCCAGAUUCUGAAGGAAUUUCUUUCUGAUGCUGAGGCUGAAGUUAGAUCUUUGGCUCAACUUUAUGCCAAUGUGGGUAGAAAUGCAGAUGCAUUGGCUUUAUACUUUGGAGAAGAUCCGGCACGCUGCCCAUUUGAACAAGUUGUAUCUACUCUCCUCAACUUUGUGAGAAUGUUCGUUCGAGCACAUGAAGAAAAUUGCAAGCAGCUUGAAUUAGAGAAAAAGAGAGCAGAGAAGGAAGCAGAAAAUGAGAUGUUGAAACUGGCUGCUAAAAAAGAGCCUGAAAAUAUGAUAAGAACCACCAUCAAGAGUGGGAAUAUUAAGUGAUCAGAUUUCCUUUUUAAUGGCCUCAAGCUGUUAAAGAGAUAUGUUCCACAGUGAAAAAGUUGCCAUGUGUUUGGAUGAAGAAAACAAUUUGAACAAGUGCAAAAUCACCUUGUUCUUGGCUGCAUUAUUAACAUUGAUGAUCACCCAACAACUGAAGUUCUCUAAUGCGAGAAAUGUAAUGCUUGUGGCAUAGAUUAUAUUCAUUUUAAGUAGUA